UCAUUGAGCAUGGCGAACUUCUGAAACUUUGUGACAGGUGUCUAAUACAAACUUAUUAUAUUUCAGUAACAGCAAUAAUGAGAUUAUUUUCACGUUACAAGAGGAUUAAAUUGAGGACUGUCGCCUUAUUUGCAGUAGCGGCUAUUGCAAUAUAUUACAUCUACAGCAACUGGUAUGCCUUCACGAGUUGGGAGACGCCGGACGACUUGCUCUCUCUUCGGAAAAAGCGAUAUAUGGAUUAUCAGAACGGUGAACUUAAGCGGACUGGACCAGGUGAAUUAGGAGAAGGUGUUCGUUUGGAAGGAGAAGAAAAAGCAAAAGCAGAAAAGCUUAUGGUUAAGGAAGCGUUUAAUAUAGUUGCAAGCGAUAAGAUAGCCCUCGACAGGGGCCUAAAGGACAUGCGAGAACCGGAAUGUAAGACACUAGUACAUCCGAAGGUACUACCCACUGCCAGUGUUGUGAUCAUAUUCCACAAUGAGGCUUGGUCACCCCUGAUACGCACUGUCCAUAGUGUAGUAAACAGAUCGCCGCCGGAAUACCUCCAUGAAGUGAUUCUCCUGGAUGACUUCAGCGACAGAGCCGGUCUGGGCCAGGAGCUGGUGGACUUUGUAUCCAAGACGUGGCCUGAUGGCAUUGUUCGUAUUGUCCGCACCAAGGAGCGAAGUGGACUGAUCCGAGCCAGGAUAGCUGGGGCUAAGGCUGCCACCGGUGACGUCCUCAUUUUCCUUGAUUCUCAUUGUGAGGCCAGUCCAGGAUGGCUGGAGCCAUUGUUGUCCCGUAUCAAAGAGGACCAUACGGCUGUGUUGUGCCCGGAGAUCGACAGUAUUGAUAAGGACACUCUCCAGUAUGGGAGCACAGGAAGCUUCUCUGUGGGGGGAUUCUGGUGGAGUCUGCACUUCUCCUGGAGACCCAUCCCUCAGAGGGAGCGGGAACGCAGGAAGUCUAUGAUCGACCCCAUCAGGUCUCCAACAAUGGCGGGAGGAUUGUUUGCUGCAGACAGAAAAUAUUUUUUUGAAAUUGGGGCGUAUGACCCUGGAAUGGAGGUUUGGGGAGGAGAAAAUUUGGAAAUAUCAUUUAGAAUCUGGAUGUGUGGAGGAAAACUAGAGUUUAUUCCCUGUUCUCGAGUAGGACAUAUAUUCCGCUCCAGCCAUCCUUACACAUUCCCAGGGAACAAGGACACUCACGGCAUUAACUCCAUGAGACUUGCUGAAGUAUGGAUGGAUGGCUACAAGCGCCUAUACUACACACACCGGAGAGAGCUGCUGGGCAAGGACCAUGGGGACAUCUCAGAAAGAAAGGCUUUGAGGGAGAAGCUGAAGUGUAAAAGUUUCAAGUGGUAUCUGGACAAUGUUUACCCUGAAAAAUUCAUUCCUGAUGAGAAUGUGAAGGCUUGGGGAAUGGUGAGGAAUCCGUCCAGCAAUAUCUGCCUUGACACACUACAGAAAGACGAAAAAUCCUCUUUCGACAUGGGAUUAUACUCCUGUCAGAAUGGUGUCAGUGCCAAUCAAAUCCUGUCAAUCAGCAUGACUGAUGAAUUUCGUCGAGAGGAGGGCUGUUUGUCGUCCAGCGGUGUAGCAGGGCAGGCGGUGAGACUCACGGGAUGCGCAGGAAACGUAGAGACCUUGAAAUGGAAACAUAAUAAGAAGGACGGGACAAUCAUCCACGUGAAGUCAGGAAUGUGUCUUGACAAGGCCAAACUGAAAAAUAACGAUGCCGUUGUUGUCAACCCUUGUAACGGAGACGAUUCUCAAAAAUGGACAUUUGAACAUUACCUUGAAUAGAAAUCAACAUGAAGAUUGCAAUCCUUCGCCAUUUUUCGUUAACUUAUUGUGAGUUGUACUGAAUACAGUAGGGGUACUCCAGGCCUCAACCAUGACAGAACCAGACCACUGGAUGGAGUGUUGUGAUACUGCUGAAACUGUAGGCUUCUAGACCUGCAAUUUGUUAUACUUAUCAUCAAGAUUUCUCUGUGCGAAGCAUCCACGGAAACUAAGGAAUAAAUCAACCAUGCUGCUGAAGUUGUUAAAGAACACACUGUUUAAUACAGAUCACCAGCAUUUAUUUUGUAUCAAUAGCAAUAUGUUACUUACAAAUGAGAAAUGCUCACUUGAAACAGGUAGUUAUGCCACAGCCUUAAACAUUAACACAUACAGCUGGGAACAUGUCAUGACACAUUAAGUGUAGUCAGAUGAAAAUUUUGGAUGUUUUUUUUUUGUAAUUUAAAUUUUAUUUCUGAAUCCCUGUUACAGUCAAAACUAAGCAGCCAGGGGACAGCUUGGUCUGAAGUUAUACAGUAAUUUAACAGGACACAGGUGGAAUUUUUUAUGAAACAAGACAAUCCAUUCACUCACCAUUCACACAAGUACAAGAUUAUUUUUUAAUGAUCAAACAUAUUAAUAAUAUAAUUAAUUCAGUUGUCUUUGAAUAAGCCAUUUCGAAUAAAAUUCGGCGUUACAUCUUUUGUUAAAGAAAAUACAUUUUUCAAUACUAUAUCUCAAUCUCAACUCACUUCGGAACUGAGCAGUAUUUGGUAAAACAGAAUUGAGCUUGCAUUUGUACAAAUAAUAUUUUUCCAAUAAUAUGAACAAGUCAAAAACAAAGUCAGUAAAAACAAUUUUCUUACAGCCAAAAAUUAUCAGUUUUAACUUUGCUUAGUAGUAAAUGAUUCUGCUCUGAUUAUCAGAACAUACUCAAGCUGCAAUCUAAGAUUAUAAUAUGGACCAGUACUGAUCAUGGGUUGAAAUCUUUUAGGCAACUAUGUGAAUAAAGCAGAGCAUUAGGCUGCAAUGUGAA
Molecule: messenger RNA, 2793 nt
Organism: Haliotis rubra (blacklip abalone)
Lineage: Eukaryota; Metazoa; Mollusca; Gastropoda; Lepetellida; Haliotidae
Product: probable N-acetylgalactosaminyltransferase 9
Exons: 11
Coding region: 78-1781 (567 amino acids)
Cellular component (GO): Golgi apparatus
Source: RefSeq, a predicted model, not a curated record